AUGGGCCCAGGUUGCCCAGAGAUGGUGGAUGCCAUGUCCCUGGAAAUGUUCCAGCCCCGCCCGCCGGCGUGCGGCGGCCAAGAUGGCGGGGUGGGCCGGGCCGGGGCGGCGGGAGGAGGAGGAGGAGGAAGAAGAGGGGGAAGGGGAGGGGGAGGCCCCGUGGAGCCCCGGGCCCCCGCCGCCGGCCGGGCCCUCAACCCGCUUCUUCCUUCCCGCCCUCCCCCGGCGCGUUUCAUCCAGGAAGGCGUGAAAACAGAGAACGACCACAUCAACCUGAAGGUGGCGGGGCAGGACGGCUCGGUGGUGCAGUUCAAGAUCAAGCGGCACACCCCGCUCAGCAAGCUGAUGAAGGCCUACUGCGAGCGGCAGGGCUUGUCGAUGAGGCAGAUUAGGUUCAGAUUUGACGGACAGCCAAUUAACGAAGCAGACACACCUGCACAGCUGGAGAUGGAAGAUGAAGACACUAUUGAUGUGUUCCAACAGCAGACGGGUGGAGUGUGCUAAGACGUGCCGUCCUGAGAAGAGGAGCUUAAGGAUCCUCACCACACCUCACUCUCUCAUCUGUCUUUGGAUUUGCUAUUAAAUAGUAAACAAAUGAACAUGCCAAUCACAUGGGAUUCUUCUAAACUUUAGAGGACAUUUACCAAAAUCGCUUGUUGUCUUUGACGUACUGCGUGUGCAAGUCAAAACAGUAUCUGCAGGGAUUAAUCUAUAUCUUAAAUUGGGCCGAUUUGAUUUAAGUUCAGAUUAAGUAAUAUGUGUUGUCUGUCUGCUGUUAUCUUCUUCCCCCCAACCCCUUUUUUUUUUUUCUUUAUUUUUUUCUUUUAAACCUGUGGCCUAAACAUUCAUCCGUGUGUUAAGACAUGGAGCGUUCAUUCCUGGCUCUUGUCAGUCUUGCCCCUCUGUUUAAUUCUGAUCGUGUAAAUAAUUCAGUAUAUUUUCAUGCCGAUAGUGAGCAUAAAAGUUUUCCUUUUAAGAUCUGCCUACGGGAAGGAACAGAGGCGCCGAUGUGAAGUUUUUAGCGUGUUUUGCAAACACAGUUACUUGGGGAAGCGUCGAGCCUGUGGCACAAGGCUGGUACAUGCAGAUACAGCGCUUUAGUAGAGUGUUGGAGUUUAAAAUAUUGCAGAUUUACGUGUGCUUUGUCAUACUAUGAUGAAGUCGUCAGAAAUAUACUUUUUUAAUGCAGAA
Molecule: messenger RNA, 1191 nt
Organism: Calidris pugnax (ruff)
Lineage: Eukaryota; Metazoa; Chordata; Aves; Charadriiformes; Scolopacidae
Product: small ubiquitin-related modifier 3
Exons: 4
Coding region: 1-504 (167 amino acids)
Biological process (GO): protein sumoylation
Cellular component (GO): nucleus
Molecular function (GO): protein tag activity; ubiquitin-like protein ligase binding
Source: RefSeq, a predicted model, not a curated record